Messenger RNA from Sebastes umbrosus (honeycomb rockfish), 12303 nucleotides. It is a transcript of the gene triob, whose product is annotated as trio Rho guanine nucleotide exchange factor b. Lineage: Eukaryota; Metazoa; Chordata; Actinopteri; Perciformes; Sebastidae. Gene Ontology annotation, cellular component: cytoplasm. The record is from RefSeq and is a predicted model, not a curated record. Gene Ontology annotation, biological process: protein phosphorylation. Gene Ontology annotation, molecular function: guanyl-nucleotide exchange factor activity; protein binding; ATP binding. The transcript is spliced from 60 exons. The coding region runs from base 225 to 9797 and encodes 3190 amino acids.
UCACGUCCCAACUCGGGAGCGCCGCCGAUCGGUCGCCAGGAUUUUCCCUUCUCGGCCAAAAUGGAGGAGGAGGUUUCUCUCGCUUAAUGAAGGGAGCAGCGCAGAUUGUAUGACUGCUUCAAUGAUCAGGAUUUGCUGAUCAAUAAAUAUUGCAAAAACCUUUUUUUUUUUGGAGGAUAGCUAUCGCUGUUUUCCUUCCGCACAAGCUAUAUACCCAGAGAGCCAUGAGCGCAGCAGCAGGAGACGGACUGGAUGAGGCUGCGAAGGACGCGGCAGACAUAGCGGCGUUUUUCAAAUCCGAUUGCUCUCUUCCAAAAUGUGACUCCAAACUGGAUGGCCCAGGUCAAACCUCAGGGUUUCAUCGCAAUGAGGAUAUGAAGGCCAUCGAUGUGCUUCCCAUCCUCAAGGAGAAGGUCGCCUUUCUCUCAGGUGGCAGAGACAGACGCGGAGGUCCCGUUCUCACCUUCCCAGCACGGAGCAACCAUGACAGAAUACGACCCGAAGACCUGCGCAGGCUCAUAGCUUACCUGGCUACUAUUCCCAGUGAGGAGGUGGCCCGACAUGGCUUCACAGUCAUUGUGGACAUGCGUGGUUCUAAGUGGGACAGCAUCAAGCCUCUGCUGAAGAUCCUCCAGGAGUCGUUCCCGUCUUGUAUCCACGUCGCCCUCAUCAUCAAGCCAGAUAACUUCUGGCAGAAGCAGAGAACCAACUUUGGCAGCUCCAAGUUUGAAUUUGAGACGGUGAUGGUCUCCUUAGAUGGUUUAUCCAAGAUUGUGGACUCAUCGCAGCUGACAGCUGACUUUGAGGGCAGCUUAGAGUACAACCAUGAUGACUGGAUUGAGGUGCGGCUGUCGUUCGAGACCUUCGCCAGCGAUGCAGCGCGUGCACUGGCACGCCUCGAGGAGCUCCAGGAAACCUUGUCCCUGCGUGAUCUCCCGCGGGACCUGGAGGGGGCUCGGCGGCUCAUGGAAGAACAUGCGGGGCUGAAGAAAAGGGCCACCAAGGCGUCGGUGGAGGAGCUGGAUGCGCAGGGACGGAGGCUACUACAAAGGCUACAGUUACAAAAUACAGGAGGUGGAAGUAGCAGUGAGAGCGGGUACGGUAACCGCAGUGGCGGAGCUAGUGGGGAUUCCAACGACCAUCAUCACGGCUUCCACGUGCAUGCAGACGCACACAACCUAGUGGCUAAAGUGACGGGUACGUUGGAUAAGCUGCAUGGGACGCGCCAGAAUCUGCAGCAGCUGUGGCACAUGAGGAAACUGAAGCUGGACCAGUGUUUCCAGUUGCGUCUUUUCGAACAGGACGCAGAGAAGAUGUUCGACUGGAUCAUGCACAACAAGGGGCUUUUUCUCACCAGUUACACGGAGAUCGGGGGGAACCACCAGCAUGCCGUGGAGCUGCAGACCCAGCACAACCACUUUGCCAUGAACUGCAUGAAUGUGUACGUUAACAUCAAUCGGAUCAUGUCAGUCGGGAACCGGCUCCUGGAGUCAGGCCACUACGCCUCCCAGCAGAUCCAGCAGAUCUCAGGACAGCUGGAGCAGGAGUGGAAGGCCUUCGCCGCAGCACUGGACGAACGCAGCACCCUGCUGGAGAUGUCUGCCAGCUUCCACCAGAAAGCAGACCAGUACAUGAGUAAAGUGGAGCCCUGGUGUAAGGCAUGUGGUGAAGGAGAGCUGCCCUCUGAACUCCAGGAUCUGGAAGACACAAUCCACCAUCACCAGGGACUAUAUGAGCACAUCACAACCGCAUACUCUGAAGUGAGCCAGGAUGGGAAGUCUCUUUUGGACAAACUACAGCGACCUUUGACCCCAGGAAGUGCUGAUUCAUUGAUGGCAUCGGCUAACUACUCCAAGGCCGUGCACCACGUCCUAGACAUCAUCCACGAGGUGCUGCAUCACCAGAGGCAGCUGGAAAACAUCUGGCAGCAUCGCAAAGUCCGCCUGCACCAACGGCUGCAGCUGUGCGUCUUUCAGCAGGAUGUACAGCAAGUUCUGGACUGGAUAGAAAACCAUGGCGAGGCCUUCCUCAGCAAACACACUGGUGUUGGGAAGUCUUUACACAGAGCCAGGGCUCUGCAGAAGAGACAUGAAGACUUUGAAGAGGUUGCACAGAACACCUACACAAAUGCUGACAAGCUGCUAGAGGCAGCAGAGCAGCUGGCCCAGACCGGAGAAUGUGACCCAGAGGAAAUCUACCAGGCUGCCCACCAGCUAGAGGAUCGCAUCCAGGACUUUGUGCGACGCGUCGAGCAGCGUAAAGUCCUGCUGGAUAUGUCUGUUGCCUUCCACACGCACGUCAAAGAGCUGUGGACUUGGUUGGAGGAGCUUCAGAAGGAGCUGCUGGAUGAUGUUUAUGCGGAGUCGGUGGAAGCGGUGCAGGACCUGAUCAAGCGUUUCGGCCAGCAGCAGCAGACCACCCUGCAGGCUACUGUCAAUGUCAUCAAGGAGGGAGAGGACCUCAUUCAACAGCUCAGAGACUCGGCCAUCUCGAGCAACAAGACCCCCCACAACAGCUCCAUGGCCCACAUCGAGAGCGUGCUGCAGCAGCUGGACGAGGCCCAGGGCCAGAUGGAGGAGCUGUUCCAAGAAAGGAAGAUCAAACUGGAGCUCUUCCUCCAGCUCCGCAUCUUUGAGAGGGACGCCAUUGACAUCAUCUCAGACCUGGAGUCAUGGAACGAGGAACUGUCCCAGCAGAUGAGUGAAUUCGACACAGAGGACCUGACGCUGGCUGAGCAGAGGCUGCAGCAUCAUGCCGACAAGGCGCUCACUAUGAACAACCUCACCUUUGACGUCAUCCACCAGGGACAAGAGCUGCUGCAGUAUGUCACAGAGGUCCAGGCGUCUGGUGUGGAGCUGCUAUGCGACAGAGACGUGGACAUGGCCACACGGGUCCAGGACCUGCUGGAGUUUCUCCACGAGAAGCAGCAGGAGUUGGACCUGGCAGCAGAGCAGCACAGGAGACAUCUGGAGCAGUGUGUCCAAUUAAGGCAUCUGCAGGCUGAAGUCAAACAGGUGCUCGGUUGGAUCCGUAAUGGUGAGUCCAUGCUGAACGCUGGUCUGAUCACAGCCAGUUCGUUACAGGAAGCCGAACAACUGCAGAAGGAACAUGAACAAUUCCAACAUGCAAUAGAGAAAACCCAUCAGAGUGCGCUGCAGGUACAGCAGAAGGCCGAGGCCUUACUCCAGGCAAACCACUACGACAUGGAUAUGAUAAGAGACUGUGCAGAAAAGGUGGCAGACCACUGGCAGCAGCUGAUGCUGAAGAUGGAGGAUCGACUGAAGCUGGUUAAUGCUUCUGUGGCCUUCUACAAGACCUCUGAACAGGUGUGCAGUGUGUUAGAAAGCCUGGAGCAGGAGUAUAAGAGAGAGGAAGACUGGUGUGGCGGUGCUGAUAAACUGGGUCCGAACAGUGAGUCGGACCACGUCACCCCCAUGAUCAGCAAACAUCUGGAGCAGAAAGAGGCCUUCCUCAAGGCCUGCACGUUAGCCAGGCGUAACGCCGAUGUCUUCUUGAAGUACCUGCACAGGAACAGUGUCAACAUGCCCGGCAUGUUGUCCCACGUCAAAGCUCCGGAGACUCAGGUUAAGAAUAUCUUGAAUGAGUUGCUGCAGAGAGAGAACAGAGUGCUCCACUUCUGGACUAUGAGGAAGCGGCGGUUGGACCAGUGUCAGCAAUACGUAGUGUUUGAACGCAGCGCCAAACAGGCCUUGGAGUGGAUCCAUGACACUGGGGAGUUUUACCUGUCCACACACACAUCCACCGGCUCCAGCAUUCACCACACACAGGAGCUGCUAAAAGAGCACGAAGACUUCCAGAUCACAGCAAAGCAAACCAAAGAGCGGGUAAAGCUGUUGAUCCAGCUGGCGGAUGGGUUUUGUGACAAGGGACACGCCCAUGCCCUGGAGAUAAAGAAAUGGGUGUCCUCAGUGGACAAGCGUUACAGGGACUUCUCUCUCCGCAUGGACAAAUACCGAACCUGCCUGGAAACAGCGCUUGGCAUUUCUUCCGACUCCAACAAGGCCAGUAAAGAGCUGCAACUGGACAUCAUCCCAGCCAGUGCCCCGGGGUCAGAGGUCAAGUUGAGGGAUGCUGCCCAUGAACUCAACGAGGAGAAGAGGAAGUCAGCGCGAAGGAAAGAAUUUAUAAUGGCUGAGCUGAUUCAAACAGAGAAAACCUACGUCAGAGACCUACGGGAGUGUAUGGAUACGUACCUGUGGGAGAUGACCAGCGGUGUGGAGGAGAUUCCUCCCGGUAUUGUCAACAAGGAGCACAUCAUCUUUGGGAACAUGCAGGACCUCUAUGAGUUUCAUCACAAUAUCUUCCUGAAGGAGUUGGAGAAGUAUGAGCAGCUUCCGGAGGAUGUCGGACAUUGUUUUGUGACUUGGGCUGAUAAGUUCCAGAUGUAUGUGAACUACUGUAAGAAUAAGCCCGACUCCACUCAGCUCAUCCUGGAACACGCUGGACCAUACUUUGAUGAAAUCCAGCAAAGACAUCGCCUGGCCAACUCCAUCUCCUCGUACCUGAUCAAACCAGUCCAGAGAAUCACUAAAUACCAGCUCCUUCUCAAGGAGUUGUUGACGUGCUGUGAGGAGGGUAAAGGUGAGAUAAAGGAUGGUCUUGAAGUCAUGCUCAGUGUCCCCAAGAGAGCCAAUGAUGCCAUGCACCUCUCAAUGCUGGAUGGGUUUGAUGGGAACAUCGACUCCCAGGGAGAGUUGAUACUUCAGGAGUCCUUCCAGGUUUGGGAUCCCAAGACUCUGAUCCGGAAGGGUCGCGACCGACACCUCUUCCUCUUCGAGAUGUCGCUGGUCUUCAGCAAAGAAGUCAAAGACUCCAACGGGCGCAGCAAAUACCUGUUCAAGAGCAAGCUCUUUACAUCCGAGCUUGGAGUGACAGAACAUGUGGAGGGAGAUCCUUGUAAGUUUGCCCUGUGGGUGGGCAGAACCCCGACUUCAGACAACAAGAUCGUCCUCAAGGCUUCAAGUAUUGAGAACAAGCAGGACUGGAUCAAACACAUCCGGGAGGUCAUCCAGGAGCGAACUGUCCACCUGCGUGGAGCUCUGAAGGAGCCCAUCCACAUCCCUAAAGCCACCACAGCUAAACAUAAAGGCAGACGGGAUGGAGAGGAACUGGACAGCCAGGGAGACGCCAGCAGCCAACCGGACACCAUCUCCAUCGCCUCACGUACAUCCCAGAACACACUGGACAGUGAUAAGCUGUCCGGUGGCUGUGAGUUGACAGUGGUGAUCCAUGACUUUAUGGCCAGUAAUGGUGGCAGCAGUGGGGAGCUGACGGUGAGGCGAGGCCAGACUGUGGAGGUUCUGGAGCGACUCCACGACAAGCCGGACUGGUGCCUGGUGAGGACCACGGACCGCUCUCCAGCCCAGGAGGGCAUCGUACCCUGCUCCAUGCUCUGUAUCGCUCACUCCAGGUCCUCCAUGGAGAUGGAGGGGCUCUUCAACCACAAAGACACCUUGUCUGUAUCCAGUAACGACGCCCUACAACCAGGCUCCAGCCAAACCCUGGGUCCUCACAGCUCGCCAGGCCCCAAACGACCCGGCAACACCUUGAGGAAGUGGCUGACCAGCCCCGUGCGGCGGCUGAGCUCCGGCAAAGCCGACGGCCACGUCAAGAAGCUCGCCCACAAGCACAAGAAGAACCGCGACGGCACGAGGAAGAACAUGGACACGAUGGCCGGGUCGCAGAAGGACUCCGACGACAGCGCCGCCACGCCGCAGGACGAAACCCUGGAGGAACGUAUGCGUAAUGAGGGGCUGAGCAGUGGUACCCUGUCCAAGUCUUCGUCAUCAGGCAUGCAGAGCUGCGGUGAGGAGGAAGGAGAGGAGGGAGCCGACGCUGUCCCUCUACCUCCCCCUAUGGCCAUCCAGCAACACAGCCUGCUGCAGCCCGACUCCCAGGACGACAAGUCCGCAUCUCGUCUGUCCGCUCGUCCCAACAGUUCAGAGACACCCAGUGCUGCUGAACUGGUCAGUGCCAUCGAAGAGCUGGUGAAGAGCAAGAUGUCCCUGGAGGAUCGUCCCAGUUCUCUGUCAGUAGAGCAAGGCGACAGCAGCUCUCCCUCUCUCAACCCCUCCGACAACUCCCUCCUCUCCUCUUCCUCACCCAUCGACGAGGUGGAAGAGCGCAAGUCUGGCUUCUUCAAGAGGAGACAUUAUGUGCUUCUGGAGCUGGUGGAGACUGAGAGAGACUAUGUCAGAGAUCUGGGAUCAGUGGUGGAGGGCUACAUGAGCAGGAUGAAAGAGGAAGGAGUUCCAGAUGACAUGAGAGGAAAAGACAAGAUCGUCUUUGGAAACAUCCACCAGAUCUAUGACUGGCACAAAGAUCUUUUCCUGGGAGAGCUUGAGAAGUGUUUGGAGGAUCCUGACAGGUUGGCUCCUUUAUUCGUCAAACAGGAGCGGAGGCUACACAUGUACAUCGUCUACUGCCAGAACAAACCGAAAUCUGAGCACAUUGUGUCAGAAUACAUUGACACUUACUUUGAAGACCUCAAGCAGCGACUGGGCCACAGAUUGCAGAUCACUGACCUGCUGAUCAAACCCGUCCAACGUAUCAUGAAGUACCAGUUACUACUGAAGGAUCUUCACAAAAUUACUAAGAAGGCUGGAGCGGAUACGACUGAGCUGGAGAAAGCUGUGGAGGUGAUGUGUGUGGUUCCCAAGCGCUGCAAUGACAUGAUGAAUGUUGGGCGCCUUCAAGGCUUCGAUGGUAAAAUUGUGGCACAGGGCAGAUUGCUCCUCCAAGACACCUUCAUGGUGUCAGACCAGGACGGAGGACUUCUGUCCAGGAUGAAAGAGAGGAGAGUCUUCCUGUUUGAGCAGAUCGUCAUCUUCAGCGAACCCAUAGACAAAAAGAAGGGCUUCUCUUCUCCUGGCUACCUCUUCAAGAACAACAUCAAGGUGAGCUGGUUGGGUUUAGAAGAAAAUGCAGACGACCCCUGCAAGUUCACGCUCACCUCCAGAUCAUCGAGUGGCACCCUGGAGAGGUACACCCUCCAUUCGAUGAGCCCUGGAGUCAGUCAAGUCUGGGUGCACCAGGUCAGCCAGAUACUGGAGAACCAGCGCAAUUUCCUUAAUGCUCUGACAUCCCCCAUAGAGUACCAGAGGAACCACGUAGGUGGUGGCGGGCCGGGCGGUCCACCCAGCAGUAGCAGCGGUAGUACUGGAGGCCUGCCAGGAGGCAGCAGUCCCAACAGUACCUCCAACAUGGGAGGGGGAGGUGGCGGCGGCGGCUCUGGAGGAUCAGGGAGCAGCUCCUCUUCUCUGUGCGGCCCUCGCUCCCGACCCUCCCGCAUCCCCCAGCCAUCCUCACGCCUCCCCCAGCCCGUCCACCACCACCAUCCCCCGGGCCCCGAGGGGCCCGACAGAUCAGCAGGUAUGUGGUCACCCUGCCACCCUCAGUCCCUCCCCUCUAACCCCUACUCAGACACCACCACCAAUGGAGAGGUGUUAGCCUCAGAGGUCCCUAUGAUGAGGAUGCUGGAUAGUCCUCAUGGAAGUAACAGUAAUAACAGUAACAGGGCAUCAGACAGCAUGGAAGGCAGUGUCAAACCGGGUCUGGGGAGCUAUGAAGAAACCCAGAAACAUCAAACAGCUGCUAUACCACAGAUGGCCGUGGCUCCUCUGAAUUUGCCCCUAAAAAACCCUCGAGUUGGGAAGGUUUCUCCUCUGAUUUCACCUCAGUCCCCUGGAGGUGGAGGAAAGGAAGCAGUUGUCCCCUCCAGCCCAGCUCAUAAAGGCAACGCCUUCUGGGCUAUGGUCCCUGCUAUGCCUCCCUCUCCCGCCAGCCGGCCUGGUUCCUUCUCCUACCCCAAUGACAGUGGUGGUGGAGGGGACUCUUUGGGCAGAGGAAGCCACGGGACGCCCUCUCAUCACCGCCACUCCACCCACAGUAAGGACAUAGACCGUAUGAGCACCUGCUCCUCCACCAGCGAGCAGUCCAUACACUCCACCCAGAGUAACGGGAGUGAAAGCAGUAGCAGCAGCAGUGUGUCCACCAUGUUGGUGACCCAGGACUAUGUGGCAGUGAAGGAGGAUGAGAUCAGUGUGGUGCAGGGUGAGGUGGUCCAAAUGCUAGCCAGCAACCAGCAAAACAUGUUCCUAGUGUACCGGGCCUCCAAUGAGCACUGCCCUGCCGCUGAGGGCUGGAUCCCUGGCUACGUAUUAGGACAUACUUCAUCCUCCGUCACACCCGAAACACCUGAAGGAACCAUUAAAAAAUCAUUAUCAUGGCAUACAGCACUCCGUAUCCGCCGAAAGUCUGAGAAGAGAGACAAGGACGGCAGGAAGCUGGAGAACGGCUACCGCAAGUCUCAGGACGGCCUGGCCAACAAAGUCUCUGUCAAGGUAGAGAGUGUGAAGAUAUGUUUUUUUUUACAAACCCAAUUCAUUUGCUCUUUACAUUUAAGUUUGUGCAAGAAAUCUAAUUCUGUCCUUACAUUUUCAUUACAGCUUCUAAAUCCCAACUUCAUCCAUGAUGCUCCUCCAGAGUUCCUCAUCCCUGUCAGCGAUGUAGCAUGUGAGGGUGGCGACAGCGUCACUCUGAGGUGUAAAGUGUGUGGUCGACCCCGGGCCACCGUCACUUGGCGGGGACCUGACAACAACACUCUGAGCAACAACGGACACUACAGCAUCACUUACAGCGAGACAGGAGAGGCAGCUCUUCGUAUCCUGGGAGUGUCUGUAGAGGACAGUGGUGUGUACACCUGUGUUGCCACAAAUGUAGCAGGCUCCGUCAUCUCCUCCGCCAGCCUCAGAGUCUCAGGAACCCCUGAUGAUGGCAGUGAAGUCCUCUGGAAAAGCAGCUUUGAGUCUCACUACACAGAAAUCGCUGAACUCGGAAGGGGCCGCUUCUCAGUGACUAAGCGGUGUGACCAGAAGGGGAGUAAACGGACAAUUGCAGCAAAACACAUAAACAAGAAGCUGCUGCGUCGAGAGCAGGUGCUGCAGGAGGUCCGACUCCUACAGGCUGUGGACCAUCCCAACCUGGUCAGGCUGCUGGACACGUAUGAGACGGCCAACAGCUACGUACUUGUACAAGAGAUGGCAGACCAGGGACGUUUCCUGGACUACAUCGUGAGCUGGGGCAACCUGACGGAGGAGAAGGUGGCUCUCUACCUCAGAGAUAUUCUUGAAGCUGUCCACUACCUGCACAGCUGGAGGAUAGCACACCUCGAUCUCAAACCAGAGAACAUAAUGGUGGAACAUGCGUCUUCCCAGCCAGUGCUCAAGCUGACAGACUUUGGUGAUGCCGUUCAGCUGAAUCCUCCCUCCUUCUACAUCCAUCCUCUCCUGGGGAGCCCAGAGUUCUCUGCUCCUGAGCUGAUCCUGGGUCAGCCUGCCUCGCUGAUGUCUGACCUCUGGAGCUUAGGGGUGGUGACCUACGUUGUACUAAGCGGCGCCUCUCCCUUCCUGGAUGAGAGUUUGGAGGAGACGUGUCUGAACAUCUGUCGCCUGGACUUUAGCUUCCCUGAGGACUACUUCCAGGGUGUGAGCCCAGCUGCCAGGGACUUUGUCUGCCUGCUGCUCCAGGGCGAGCCGGAGCGACGGCCUUCUGCGGCGUCCUGCCUGCAGGAGCCGUGGCUCCAGCCUCGAGGUGCAAUAAACACUGGCCACGCCACCUUAAAUCACACGCUGCCACCAUCCCAGAAUCAUCACAUCUCACAUCUGGACACCUCCAGACUCAUUUCCUUCAUCGAGAGACGGAAACACCAGAACGACGUUCGGCCCAUUGGCACCAUUAAGGCCUUCCUUCACAGCCGCCUGCUCAACCACAUCUAACCAAACAGGUCACUAGGGAGAUGUGACAGCAACAUGUACUGUAAACACCUGUUCCUGCAUUGUUGUGGUAUAGAAGGAAUUCCUACCUGUCCAGCACACUAUGGAGGAUGCGUAACAAGUUAACUUUGUUCAGUUGAGCUGUGCUACUGAGAGGACCACCAGCAACAUUUCCACAAUGAUCACCUUUUCCUUCACUAAGCCACAAAAGUCCUGCUGCUGCUGACUGACCGACCUCUGCUGAUAAACCCUUUGACUCUCCCCAACUCCCCUCCUUAACCUUGGCAUAUUGUCAUUAUGCCUGCACAACAAAUGAACUGUUGGAAUCCGUUUGAGAUUUCAAACCUCGACUUAGCAGGGAGAGAAAACCAAGCUUUCUCAACAAGCUUCCUCAGCAAGUUUGAGCAAGUCUUGCGUUUCGGACAGUGUUGAAACAGAGGAAAUAGAAUACUGUAUAAUAAGAGUAAUUCAGGCUGCUUUCGGUUGAACACAAGAAAAUGUUUUUUUUUGUAACGAGAGAUUACUUUUUGUAAAUGAAACCAUGUACAGCGAGGAAACAGAGAACUGUCUUUAUUCAUACCUUUUGGAAAACAAAGGUGAGUUAGUAAGUAGAAAGAAAUGAGAACGAGAAGUGAGAUGUGUGAACAAAGUGGCACCCAUCAGCAGGGUCCACUUACUCGAGAACACGAUGAAGACCAAAACCACGUUUUCCAGAAACACAUUAUAGUUACAUUCAGUGCAAUAGUGCAGUUUGCUUAUCUUUAUGCCCCCCGUUCAGUUUGAAAGGUGAAAUCAUUUCAGUUUGUGACACUUAAGAGAAACUAAAUUAACUUGAACAAGCGUUAAAGCUAUUCGGCAAAGCUUCUCAGAUUUUUACCUGCAUCCGCCUUAUUUGUAAAUAACGUAUUCCUGCCUUUCAUUCUCAUUUUGAAGAAUUUGUCUCAAACGAACAAAAGCUAUUUUCAUUUGCCGAGUAUUAGUGCAGAUGUUGAGGUAAGUCACUCCCCGCGGACCCUCAGCAGCUGGAUUCUCACUAUGAACAAACCGCUACUAGAAAUGCACUCGUAUUUUGCAUCAAUUCCCAUGUGCAAUGUUGCAGCUUUAACAUUUAUGCAACUAUUUAUGAAGACUUUGUGUUGUAGCCGUAUUCUUAAAAAGGCAUGUACGUACCUGGUACUGCGAUAGAUGUCUGUAUUGUGUUAACUCUUAUGUAUUAAGUUCAGUAUUAAUAUCUGCAAAACCCCCAGACAAGAGGAGGGGUUUUGGGAAAUAAUGUAUAAAAAUGUGUAUCUAUAAAAUAUAGGCACUUAUGCUUUCAUUUUGUCAUUAUUAUUAUUUUCCGUAACAAUACCAAAGUUGACUUUGCUUUUCUUUUCCUGCUAAAAUGUGUGUGUUUUUCUUUUUUUAUGAUUUUUCAUGUUAAGUUAUAACAGACCACACUGAACCAGGACAUGUGAGUGUUUCCAUAGGUUCAGUCUGGCUUUAUUUAUUCUUAUUGUAAUAAGAAAUUGUUUGGUGGAUUCUUGCUGAAAAAAAACUAAUAUUUCACUCGUCUUUUUUCAAGCUGUGCACAAAGUGGUUUUGCUGUGUGAGUUUGUUUGGCUUUUGUAGGUAGAUGCUGGUGUAUGUCGCUACAUUUUUUUUUUUUUAGCAUCUCAGUUUGAUGUCACGAGACAGACUUGGUUGACAUGUUAACCAAGCUGGAAAAUGUCUCAUUGUGGCCCAUUCACCACAGACUUUAAAUUAAAGGAGAAUGCAUUAAACCUUUUCGGACACACACAAAUCUUGUACCACCAAUAGUUCAACUGUAUCCCCUUUGAUAAAUAUCAUUCAGCAUUAACAGGUUUCUGCCAUGAAAAGGUCUCUUCCAGUUAUUUUCAUUUGAAUGAGUUGAUGUCUUUUUGGUUACGAAGUUGUUGAAAACUUCUUUUUUUUUUUUAAAGUGCCAGUUGAGGGAAUCGACCUAGAGAGAUGGGUGGGACUAAAAACGUGCAUUGUUUCUUAUUUUAUUUGAAGGUUGUAAGAGUUACUGUCUGAUUUGAUGUUAAAGAAGUCAAUACCAUGUUGAGUUCAAUGGUUUCUCGUUGGUCUGUACAGUCUAAGUCUCUCAUUUUGUGUCAUUUUUAUUUAUUGGUGUGGAUCUAGGUUUCCCAAAAUCAUCCUGUUAAUCAGUUUAUCAAAUUCUCUUAAAGCCUAUUCAUGGGAGAACAUGAUCUACUGUAAGUAAUAAAAUGCCUUUGGGAAACCCAGCUUAUACAUGAUGUAAAGAUGUACAGAGAGGGUCGGGCAGUUUGCCCACACCCAGGAUGUAAACCUCAUAACUAUGUCAUAUUUUAAAUACACAUAGAACAUGACUGCAGCAAUGUCAUUUUGAAUGUCUUAUUAUGACUUAUUUUUAAUUUUGCAUGUAUAUUUCUCUGUACAGAAGAUUGUGUUUACAUGUUACUAAGUGUUGUAAAUAUUUUAUUUUGUCUUCUGUUAUUUUGCCAUUAAACGUACAAGGAACAAC